GAAGAAGUAUUACCUUAUAAAAAUUAUUUUUAAUAUUUCUCAAAAAUAUCCGAAUUUCUAGGGGAAAAAAAAGUAUUUUUUGGUAAGCAAAAUAAUAGGAGUUGAUUUGGCGCGAGAUAAACAAAGUGGAGGGAGAGAGAGGAGGAAUCGAAAAUCGAAAAUGGAGGUGAUGAGAAUGGCGAUUUCAGGAACACAAAGAGGGAAACUUAUAUCAGCAGGCUACACUUCUCUCUCCUCUCUUUCUUCUGUCUCUCCUCUUCUUCUUGCUCGAGAUUUAAAUAUUUCGGAAGUUGAAGCUCUUGAGAUAUUGAAGGCUGCAUCACAUAGCGGCAGAUUAGACACAUCAGGUGGAAACCAUGCUAUUCUCACUGGCGCUCAAAAUGCUUGGGAAAUGUUUGAGGACUCUUGUAUACGGAUAACUACAUCUUCUGCUGAUGUUGAUGACAUCCUUGGUGGUGGUAUAAGCUGCAAACAAGUUACUGAGAUAGGUGGUAUACCUGGCAUUGGCAAAACACAAUUUGGGAUUCAACUUGCAGUCAAUGUCCAAAUUCCAGCUGACUUUGGUGGUCUUGGGGGAAAAGCAGUUUAUGUAGAUACAGAGGGAAGCUUCAUGGUGGAGCGUGCUUUGCAGAUUGCUCAAGGAUGUGUUGACGACAUGGAGAAUGAUAAUUGCUUUCGGCAAAGAAAUAUCCGAGCUGUUAAAGACAAAUUGCUUCCCAAAGAUUUCUUGGCUAACAUAUUUCACUUUAGGAUCUGCAGUUACACUGAGCUAAUUGCUAUGAUAAAUCAUCUGGAUAAAUGGGUCUCAGAGCAUAGAAAUGUGAAACUAGUUGUAAUUGAUAGUGUUACAUUUUAUUUCCGUCAAGAUUUUGAGGACAUGGCCCAAAGGACUCGGAUUCUUGGUGAAAUGGCGCUGAAGUUGAUGAAGCUUGCACAGAAGUUCAAUUUAGCGGUGGUUCUAUUAAAUCAAGCGGCGACCAAGUGCUCUGAAGGUUCAUAUCAACUAACACUAGCACUAGGUGACAGUUGGUCUCACGCAAGUACAAACAGGGUCAUCUUAUACUGGAAAGGGGAUGAGCGUUGUGCUUAUAUUGAUAAGUCGACCUCUCUUCCAUCUGCCUAUGCACCAUAUGCUAUUACGACCAAAGGAAUCCGAAACUCCAGUAAAACUUGUAAAAGAACCAAAAUGAUGUGAAGUUUUUUCUGUUCAGUUGGUUUCAUCAAGCUGCACAGCUUGUAUGUUUAUCGGGUUGAUUUUGCUCUUGAAUUUUUCCUGGCUAUGCGUGUUUUUCUGCUCUAGUUGCUUAUUACAGUACAUUGAAGACUGCAUUCAAGAAGAAAAAAUAGAUGAAUGGUGAGUCUCAAUCUAUCUUGGA
Molecule: messenger RNA, 1376 nt
Organism: Chenopodium quinoa (quinoa)
Lineage: Eukaryota; Viridiplantae; Streptophyta; Magnoliopsida; Caryophyllales; Amaranthaceae
Product: DNA repair protein RAD51 homolog 3-like
Exons: 9
Coding region: 161-1195 (344 amino acids)
Biological process (GO): meiotic DNA recombinase assembly; DNA repair; reciprocal meiotic recombination
Cellular component (GO): replication fork; Rad51B-Rad51C-Rad51D-XRCC2 complex; Rad51C-XRCC3 complex
Molecular function (GO): ATP binding; crossover junction DNA endonuclease activity; four-way junction DNA binding
Source: RefSeq, a predicted model, not a curated record